Messenger RNA from Rotaria sp. Silwood2, 1689 nucleotides. Lineage: Eukaryota; Metazoa; Rotifera; Eurotatoria; Philodinida; Philodinidae. The record is from the annotation of a GenBank genome assembly.
AUGUCAAUUUUAUUCAUCUUUUUCCUGAUCAAUUAUUGCUAUGCAGCUGAGAGUUUAUCAUCAUAUAAUGUAGAUCCAAGUGAAAUAUCAGUUUCCGGUUUAUCUUCUGGUGCAUACUUUGCCACACAGGUACAAGUAGCAUUUUCAGCUUCGAUAAAAGGUGCUGGAAUCAUAGCGGGUGGUCCCUAUGAUUGCGGAGCACAAAUGACUUUCACAGAUUGUAUGCUCACUAAUAGUCCAUCCAUUACAAAAUCUAUUUCAAAUACAAAGUUGUGGAGUGGAAACGAAAUUGAUGAUAUAAAAAAUCUAUCAAAACACAAAGUUUAUUUGAUCCGGGGAACAUUUGAUUCUUUAGUUGGUGAGCCCGUAAUGACUCAAUUAUAUAAAUACUAUGUGACCGAUGGUCAAUUUAUUCCAAGUGCAAAUGUUGUAUUUAAAAAUGAUUUAAACGCCGCACAUACAUUUCCAACUGAUUUUGAUAGUAUUGGUAAUAAUGAUUGUGGUUCGGCAAGUAGUCCUUUUAUUAGUAACUGUGACUUCGAUGGAGCAGGAGCUAUACUUGAACAUAUUUAUGGACCUUUAAAACCAAGAAAUAAUGGAGCAUUAAAUGGAAAGUUUAUUGAAUUUGAUCAAGGAGAAUUUUUAAUGAAUUCGAGUGCAUAUGGAAUAAGCGAUACAGCAUGGAUUUAUGUCCCUAAAAGUUGUUCUGAUGGUGCCAUUUGUAGAUUGCACAUUACUUUUCAUGGUUGUCAGCAAAGUCAUGAAAUAAUUGGAGCCAAAUACAUUAAAAAUACAGGAUUUAAUCGUUGGGCUGAUACCAAUAAUAUUAUUAUUUUAUAUCCACAAACGGCUGCUACAAAUACAAUAGACUCGCCAGAUAGAGUACCAAUUCCAAAUGCGAAUGGUUGUUGGGACUGGAUUGGAUGGUACGGAAGUGACUUUGACAUUAAAAGUGGUAAACAAUUGAGUACUAUUAAAAAAAUGAUGGAUCGUAUAACGAGUGGUUUUCAUCAAAUAAAUCCAUCCACUGAACUUCAGAUUCUUGUUACUACACAUAAUUCAGUUUCUCUUUUAUGGAAACAUGUUUCAAGUGCAAAUGGAUAUAAUAUAUACAGAAAUGCUAGUAAAACUAAUAAUGAAAUCAUAAGUGGUACAACAUUUACAGAUACUAAUUUAGAUUCUGGUACGAUAUACACAUUUUUUGUUAAAGCUGUUUCAUCGAUAGGUACUGAAAGUAUAGCUUCAAAUUUCGUUACUGCUAAAAUAGCAGAUAAUUUAUUAGUUGUAGCAAUGCCGAAUGGCUUAAUAUCUACAUAUAUUACCAGUAAUUCGAUUUCUUUGAAAUGGAAUACAGUUUUAGACGUUGCAACAUAUAAUAUUUAUCGUGAUGGAAAUAAAAUAGCAAAUGUUAGACUCGCAUCAUUUACUGAUACAUGUUUAAAACCUGCAACAAAUUAUCAUUAUCAAGUUUCAUCAGUAAAAGAUUUAACUGAAAGUGAGAAAUCAAUGGAAGUUAAUGUUAGAACACUGCCUCUAGAUGUAUGCUUUAAUGAUAACAACUACAAUUAUAUAAUGUCAGGAAGAGCUUAUUGCAAUAUGUAUUAUUCACAAUCUCCCGAUUCAAAUCAAAACCGAGGACUUGAUCAUAAAUGUCAAAGAAAAAAAGAAAACGAUUGCACUAUUGAAUAA